This is a messenger RNA of Saprolegnia parasitica CBS 223.65, 1824 nucleotides long. RefSeq lists its product as hypothetical. The transcript has 2 exons. The coding region runs from base 1 to 1824 and encodes 607 amino acids. NCBI's taxonomy places the organism in Eukaryota, Oomycota, Saprolegniomycetes, Saprolegniales, Saprolegniaceae. The record is from RefSeq and is a predicted model, not a curated record.
AUGACCGACGCCGCCGCCGAGUCGGACCUCGAGAUCUCGUUCAUCGCGAGCCCGACGUCGUCCGAGCCGUCGUUCUUUCGCCACGACGCGACGCCUCGGGCUUUCAUCUACCCGACGUCGGCGCAGUACCAAGCGAGCGCGAACGCUCCGAUUCGAUCCAACAACUCGUCGCUCUUCUCGUCGUUCCAGUCCGAGACACCAGCGCAGGACGGGCCGUCGUCCAACUCGACGUCCACCUCGGACGAUGCUUCGUUGAGCGCCGAUUCCAAUGUACUCUCGGGUGCUCUGCUCUCGGGCACCACCUCCGACGUCGUGCUCUCGGGCACUACCUCCGACGUCGUCGGGGCCACGACCUCGAACGCACCGUCGAGUACGACGUCAAGCGUUCCGACAACUGUCGACGGCAACCACGUUCUCUCAAGGCCGUCUGCAGACGUUGCGCAGCAUGGCGUGUUCUCUAGCUCGACGUCAAGCUCGGACAUGCCGCCGCCGCUCUCCGCGUCGUCGUCCCACAUGUACUAUGAGGAAGAGUCGGGGCGCCAGAGUCUCUUUUUACCAAAGCACAAGGAGACGAUUUCCGAGCCGCUGCUCAACUCGAACUUUGAGCCAACGCUCCUCGCGGGACUGGAAGAGCCUUUCUUCAACUUUGAUUUUGCGGGUGACGACGACAGCUCGGAAGCGUCGUUUAAGAUGCCGCUGGUCGGUGGCGCGAGCGGCGACGAGUCGAGCCAGUCGGAGCAACACCCGACGUUCUACUACGACGACUCGUCGUACGAAGACAAUGUCAAUAUCUGGGCGUCGCGCGUCUGGACGUCGCGGUCGGAAACCGAAGGCGAGCUCGAGUCGUACCUCCAUGCGAUGGAGCUCGCGCGCGUGCAGAUGCAAAAGGCCGGGUCCACCAAGCCCGAGUCCGAGCCGUACGUGAUGACGCCGAUCGAAGAACACGCUGCGCGGUGCUCGCUCGAGGUUGAGGCGAUGGACGACGGCCUCAAGCCGCCACCGUCGCCGCUCCGAACGCCCUCGUAUUUGGCCCGCACCGCGUCGCCCGUCGACUUGCGCGCGCGGGAAAACGCCAUUUUGUCGCCGUAUCUGCAGCAAAAGCAGGCUGCGCAGACGCUGCAGUGGUUCGACGCGAUCUUUUUGAUGCCCCACGAAGCGCUUCGACACGCGCUGGUGCGCAUUCGGCGGCUCAUCUCGAUCGACUACAUUCCGUUCCACAUGAGCUGGAAGGUCGACCUCUUCUUUGAUUGGUUCGCCGAGUUUGCCCUUUUCGUCAAGACCGCGAUCGAGAUCAAGCGGACGGUCGUUGUGCCCCGGGUUGUCCAGCGCAAGCCGGCGCUCGCAACGAGCCUCGCGGUGACGAUGGAGGGGUACGACGCGACGCUCGCGGUCCUCGACGCAAUCAAGUACUUUCACAACCGGUCGUACGAAGAGGAAAGCGACGUGAGCAAGGCGGGGAUGCUCUGGGCGACGUACUUACUUCAGCUCACAGAGUACCUCGGGACUGUCGAGCGGCUCGUGCUGGCCAACCUUGACAAGGACGAAGUCGACUUGAGCAGCGCACUCGCCGUGGCGUACACGCACCGAACGUACCUUGCCGAGCUCCAAAAGCCCAUCGAAGAAGCGCUGAACGAACAAGCCAAGCGCGUCAUGGUACCGUGGAUGCUCGACGCGCGCCAGUUUGGUUUCAAAGGCGAUUUGCAGCACUGGCAGUGGGGCUGGUUUAGCAAGUGGCUCUACGAGCACCGGUGGCGGCCCUACUACGAGACGCAUGUCGAAGGCCUCUUGACGCGCAUCGAGUUUGCUUCGACCACAAAAGGCUAA